Pungitius pungitius (ninespine stickleback) is the source of this 2445-nucleotide messenger RNA. RefSeq names its product high-affinity choline transporter 1-like. The coding region runs from base 517 to 2187 and encodes 556 amino acids. Gene Ontology annotation, molecular function: choline:sodium symporter activity. NCBI's taxonomy places the organism in Eukaryota, Metazoa, Chordata, Actinopteri, Perciformes, Gasterosteidae. The transcript is spliced from 10 exons. Gene Ontology annotation, biological process: transmembrane transport; choline transport; acetylcholine biosynthetic process. The record is from RefSeq and is a predicted model, not a curated record. Gene Ontology annotation, cellular component: plasma membrane.
UCAGUACCACCGUCAAGACUUACAAAUCCUUCAGGCAGGUAUAAAUUUGCUCGACACAGAUUUAUUUUGCCCAAACAUGAUCAUGAGCCUUUUCUGACUGUCUUCCACACCACUGUCCGCUUGGGAUGACAACUUUGCUUCCAAUUUCCAAAAGUGGAAAGACAUGGCAGUGGUUCAACUGGUGUCAAAACUGUCUUCAAAUCCCUUGCAUUAUUGGGCUUCAUUAAAUUUCAACUUUGCCUCAUGUCUGGGGUAAAAAAAAAUGGUAUCAUCCCGGAUGGAGAACACUUGGACAACACCUCCUAUCCCAGCUCCUUCCUUCCUGAAAUAAGAAGUAUGAUGUGGCAGACCGACAAAUAGACAAAGAGAGAGGUGAGAAGCGAAGAGGAGAGGAGAAGAAGAAGGGAGCCUGAAUGAACCCAAAUUCAUUCACACAGGCAGCCGACAGGCGGACGGCUCAGCAGGCUGGUGGGUGAGAGAAGUGGGAGCCACAAUCAGUCAGUGAGCCGCUGCACGAUGAGCCUCAACGUCCCGGGACUAGUGGUGAUGGUGCUCUUCUACCUGCUGGUGCUGGGCACCGGUAUCUGGGCCUCCGUCAAGAGCAAGCGGCUGCAGAAGAGCAGCCAGGGGGACCAAACAGAGAUCACACUGCUGGGCAACAGGGGGAUCAGCCUGGUGGUGGGAGUCUUCACGAUGACAGCUACAUUUGUUGGAGGGGGCUUCAUUAUGGGUCUGACUGAGGUAGUGUACACUCCGACUAUGGGACUGACGUGGGCUGUCAUGCCAGCAUCAGCAGCCCUGUCUUUCAUUGUUGGUGGACUUUUCUUCGCAAAGACAAUGAGAGACAGAAGAUAUGUGACCAUGAUGGACCCGUUCCAGAUCAAAUAUGGAAAUGCAAUAAGUGCAGUUCUGUCACUGGCAUUGCUGAUAUCCGACAUCAUCUGGGUUACAGGAACUCUAAUUGGCUUAGGUGCAACAAUGGCCGUGAUCCUGGAUUUGCCCUAUUCUGUUUGCAUUUGGAUCUCUGCCUCAGUAGCCAUCAUCUACACACUGCUGGGAGGCCUCUACUCGGUCGCAUACACAGACAUCAUACAGCUAACUCUCAUAUUCCUCAGUUUGUGGCUAUGUGUCCCCUUCAUCUUUAUGAACACCCAUUCAACUGACAUCACCAAAACGGCUUUCAAUUUUACCUACCAGGCCCCCUGGGUUGGUUCGGUGGAUAAAGAAAGAGCAUGGAGGUGGAUCGAUAAUUUCCUAAUAUUGUCAUUAGGUAACCUUGGAUACCAGGACUUCCACCAGAGGACGCUGUCGGCUGCCUCAUCAGCUACAGCCCGUAUCACCUGUUUUGUGGCAGCUCCUCUCAUCUUUAUACUCGGGAUCCCAGGCGUGCUGAUCGGAGCAGUGGCAGCAUCAACAGAUUGGAACACAACCGCGUACGGCUCCCCAAGCCCAUACGAGCGCGGCGAGGCCAGUCAGGUGCUGCCCAUUGUUCUGCAGCACCUCACCCCACAAUACAUCUCCAUCAUCGGCAUCGGAGCGAUAGCCGCUGCAGUGAUGUCCUCGACAGACUCUGCUUUAUUGUCCGCCGCCUCCAUCUUCACGUCCAACAUCUAUAGGAACAUGAUGAGGACCACGGCGUCGGAUAGGGAGCUCCAGUGGGUGAUCCGUGCCACGGUGGUGUUGGCGGGCCUGGCCGGCACCGCGCUCACCUUCGUACACAACAGCGUUAUGUUUUUCUGGAUCCUGGGCUCAGGCAUAACCUACACCGUCAUGUUCCCCCAACUCGUCUGUGUCCUGUUCUUUCACAUCUCCAACGGCUAUGGCUCCAUCGUGGGCCUGGUUGUCACAGUGGUCAUGAGAGUGCUGAGCGGCGAGCCAACGAUAGGACUGCCCAUUGUUCUCCACCUCCCGGGUUGCACGCUUGAGAAUGGCGUAUACGUCCAGCACGCUCCUGUUCAGACGAUCUGCAUGUUGUCCAACAUGUUUGUUACUUUGUUGUUCUCCUACCUAGCCUCACUGAUAUUCAACAGAGGACUGAUUCCAGGGAGGUGGGACGUAUUUAAGGUGAAAACCGACAAACCGCCAAAGAAACCAACGUUAGUGAGCAACGGGGUCACCAAAACAGACGAGAAGGAACACGGAGUUGAUGAGAUUGAAUUAAUGUUAACCGCAAAUCAGACUGAUUGAAUGAAAAAUGAUUCAAUGGGAUGUUUACAGGUUUGUGUUUUUGCACAAACAAAAUAUUCUUGACCUAAUAUGGUGGAAGAAUUCCUCUCUUUAAAAAAAUAUGUGGCUAGAGAAUUAAAAAUGUUUGGAAGUAAAAAUCGAAUGAAUUUUGAACAUUGAUAUGGCAGUGAACAUAAAUGUGAACAAAUGUAUUGGAGCAAUGUCUUCCUGAGCAGAGAAUACACACAGACACAUGUCACAGCUGGGCCAGUUAAGCCU